Messenger RNA from Mobula hypostoma (lesser devil ray), 1719 nucleotides. Its product is annotated as legumain-like. Bases 1 to 687 code for a protein of 228 amino acids. The transcript has 6 exons. NCBI's taxonomy places the organism in Eukaryota, Metazoa, Chordata, Chondrichthyes, Myliobatiformes, Myliobatidae. The record is from RefSeq and is a predicted model, not a curated record.
AUGAGAUUACAGGUGAUAAUAUUUGCCCUGAUACACCUUAUCUUCAUUUACAGUUUAACAGGGCUGCUCAAACUCAGCCGCGGCAGAACUGGAGCGUAUUUACUGCUGGAGUCCCGUCGUCAGCUGUUGGAAUCCUGGCCUUAUGAUGUCACCAGAAAGUCCCCUAUCCAGCCUAUUGGCGUGGUGCAUUGUGGGUUGGAAUGGAGGCUGCUCCCAGGAAGUGAGAAGUCGAAGCUGGCACGGAGCUUGUGGCACAUCAGGCAGAACCAGUGUCAGAUGGCAGGAAUGGAAGCUGUGCCACAGUGCGAUGUACCCAUUGUCAUCCUUCAGAACAGGAUCAAAGCUGCGACAGAUCUGGAGCAGAAGGAAAAGCUGCAGAAAGACCUGGACCAUCUCCUCAAGGUGAGAGAGCAGAUCGUACAGGCUGUGCAGCAGAUUGUGAUUAUGGCCACCGACUCCCCCGAGCAGGCUGACCGUGUGCUCACCACCAAGUUACACCUGACGGAGCGGGAGAACUACCGCGCUGCGGUGGAGUAUUUCCGAACGCACUGCUUCGACUGGCACAAGCCGGAGUAUGAAUAUGCUCUCCACCAACUGGAGCCUUUCGCCAAUUUAUGCACGGAGCAGGUCCCACUGACACGGAUUAAGGAAGCAAUUGACCAAGUGAGUGAGGAGCUGAAGAAAUGAGGGAUUGAAAGUCCUUGUCCUUGGUACAGGAGAGAGAGAAGGACCUUUGGCUUGCUGAGAAAUAACUGCCCAAUUUCCUUCCGACAUUAACCUUACUUUGUUUUAUUCUUCCCUCAUUCUCAUUUGCUCUCUGUACCAGAUUCUACCACUGGAAAUUUAUAAUGUCUAAUUGACCUACCAACCCACACGUCUUUGGAAUGAGAGAGGAGAUGAAAAUACCCAAAGGAAACUCGCACAGUCACAGGGAAAAUGUGCAGACGCCACAAAAGCAGCAACUGAGAACAGGAUGCUUCUGGUUCAAGUUCAAGUUUAAUUAUCAUUCAGCCAUACAUGAAUACAGCCAAGUGAAACAGCGUACUCCAGGGCCACAGUGUAAACCCCUGUACCAGACAAUCUCAGCACAAGGCACAUAUAGAAUGUAUAAGAUAGCAGUAAACAUACAGUCACAAACAGAAAAAAGCUCCAAGUUCCUGAGUCCUUGAAUGUUGCAGCAGUCUGCAGUCAAGCGCAAACAACUUGUCUUCUGCCAAGCAAACACUGGAGGGCAGCACUGAUACAACGCUUUUGGAUGGCUGCCUACCAGUAACACCACUGUCCAAGGCCGAGUCCUCGCACUAUGAAUGAGACCAUCCAGCUCUCCCACCGUCCGCACAGCGCGUACAAGGCAGCAGUAAACCACAGUCACUCAAAAAAGGACACAGACCAAGUCCCUGAGUUCAGGAACACUGCAGCAGUCUGCAGGCGAACACAACACAGCCUGUCCUCCACCGAGCAAACACUGAGGGCAACUGUAAUGCCUCCGGCACUGACUCUGACGUCCCACUAGCAUGUUACUGGUACACAAAAUCUUUUGGUCCACCUCUUGUUUAAGGUCAUGGAUGCAAACAUUCCUGAUAGUGUCUAUAUUUCAGAAGUAAUUGGCUGGGAAGGUCUCUGCGUUAAUACCCAAGAUAUGAUUGGUGUUAAAUAAAUGUAAACUUCAUAUUUCUUAUUGCUUUAAUUUUAGAUAAAUGGAAUGAUUAAGUCAUUUGA